AUGUCUCUAGAAGUCAUUUAUGUGACCCGACAUGGGUUCCGUUCCCCAUGGGCUGUUGACCCGUCCACUGGAAACUAUACGGCUUCCAUCCGUUCUCCUACGGGUUUACCAACCGACCCGGCUCUUGCAUCUCACGGUAUUGAACAGGCAAAUGAGCUAGCAGAAUACCUAUUAGGGCUUGACCCGCCGAUAGAGCAAGUCUAUUCCAGUCCCUAUUAUAGGUGCAUGCAGACGAUUCAGCCCUUUAUAUGCAAACUUAGACAUCUACAGACCCAAUCGUCUGGGGAUGUCUCAAAAGACCCACACUCUGAGAUUCGUGUAGAUCUUGGCCUUAGUGAAUGGUAUGGCUUAGCACACUUCGAGCAUCCCUCAUCUGCACCCCUGAACAAGUUGCAAAACCUCUUCCCCGAGCUUGAUGCGAGCUAUGAAUCUAGUCCAGCGCCUUCGCGCCGUGGAGAGACUUUGCCACAAUUACACGAUCGGGUCGCAGAGGCGAUCGAUUUCAUUAUUAGACGUAGCGACCAGGAGGGCCAUAAAACCGUGCUAGUAUGCACUCAUGCAGCGGUAGUUAUCGCGCUAGGGCGAGUUCUUACUGGGCAGACCGAGAAAGACUUCGGGGCAUUUACUUGCGGAUUAAGUAAAUACAGGCGGCAGUUGCGUGGCGCCGCCAUCCAAGCAACUAUAAAAUCUGAAAAUGAAGCAGAAACUAACGCCAUAAUUCCGACGGCGCAGAUCGACGGAGAGGUCGGAGUACCAAGAUCUAAAACCCACUCGAAAUCCGAUCCUGCAGGCAAUGCCGAUCUCCAGCCACAUGACUCAAUGUCGCUUAAUCUAGGGUCGCCAGGGAGAAUUGGCUCCGGACUUUACGGAGGCUGGAGUUGCGAAUUGGACUCUGAAUGUAGCUUUCUUCGAGGCGGCGAGGAAAGAGGAUGGAAAUUUUCUGGCGACGAAUCAUUCAUCGAGACCGACGACAAUAGCGUGUGGCCAUCGACGGCGACCUCCAAAAUUGAUACAGUCAUUGAGGAGAGCAGAACGACAAGUAAUACUUCAGUAUCGCCUUAUUCGCCAAUCAGUGAGAGGUCUGGAUCUUCAUUCUCCCAGGAAUCUACUGCGGAGCUGUGGGAAAACGCUUCGGCUACCACAGAGCCAUGGGAGAGCGUUUCGGCUAGGUCUUCGCCCCCUCAGACGCCGAAGUCAAAGCACGAGCCCGAUGGCAUUCCUCGGGUUGAGUUAGCACCCCCUCGUGGAGAAUUUCUCAAGCGUAAAUGUGAUAACCUGGAUGAGAGCUCGAAGAAGGUCAAGCUCCAACCAGUCACACUCCCUAGUGUUUACCAUAUCCUACCAGCCGAGGAGCGCGAAUGCCAUCAACCCUCUUCCCAUUGCAGACAUCAGAGGGUGCUACAGACACCUAGUUCUAGCCCGGAACCCGAAAAUGAGUACUCUCUCUCAUCACGGCCAGGGUUUCCGGCGCCAGAAGACCCCAUCGUCCAGUGGCUUAAUCUCAGAAGGAAAGAAUCCAAUCGCCGUCGAGAACUCCUUUCGCAACCCCGAGAUUCAAGGGGGAAUUCUUUGAACAUAUCUUUGAAUAUUUCCUUGAAAUUUUGCGAUCCGCAACCAGUAUUCUACCGGGAGAAACAGCAGUACACUUCUCAGUCCCGCGGCUAUUGUCAUCGACCCCGACCACAACCCUCGCUAUCUGAAGAAGAUCCUAAAGAAGAAUGCAACAAAAAGAAUCCACACAAUAACAUCAAGUAUACAACAGAGGAGGCUGAUUUUAUUCGAUUUAACAAAUACGAGUUGAAGCUCUCGUGGGAGGAGAAUAAACGCCUCUUUAGGAAGAAAUUUCCUAUGCCGCCUGGAAAAGAACGUGCGACCCAAGGCAUCCAAGGCGUUCACUACAGAGACAACCAACAUCUCCCUCACCUUACAGAUAAGGGAAGAAGACUUGUGUUUCUACCCGAGGGACACGUAGAGGCAGUGGUUGCCAAGGUUCGAAAACAACUGGAAGACAAACCAUACUUCAGCCUGACCUACCUAUAUCCCGAGCGAGCUAUGCUCUACGACUGGGUGCCAUACAAGAUGAAAAUCGUGGCUGCUGAACUAGCCGAAGAGCGCGCUGCACAGAAGGAACAGGCACGACGUGAAGCGAUUGAAAAGGGCAAGUGGAAGGAAAAGCUGGCAAACGGCCAGUGCGUCUGCUGUUACAAGCCAGACGGCGACAAGGAGACCCAGAAGCGCCCAUCUCCAUACGAGCCCUCUCCAGAACGUAACAAAUUCGCUAUGUCCCCAAAGCUCGCGGACAACCCUCUCAAAAUUUCGCAUAUAGUCAAGACGGAAGACGGACUCUACGGGAAUACUGGUUACGGCGCCAACUACAGGUGA
Molecule: messenger RNA, 2382 nt
Organism: Daldinia childiae
Lineage: Eukaryota; Fungi; Ascomycota; Sordariomycetes; Xylariales; Hypoxylaceae
Product: Transcription factor tau 55 kDa subunit
Exons: 5
Coding region: 1-2382 (793 amino acids)
Source: RefSeq, a predicted model, not a curated record